Molecule: messenger RNA, 1476 nt
Organism: Solea solea (common sole)
Lineage: Eukaryota; Metazoa; Chordata; Actinopteri; Pleuronectiformes; Soleidae
Product: claudin-34-like
Exons: 2
Coding region: 284-976 (230 amino acids)
Biological process (GO): cell adhesion; bicellular tight junction assembly
Cellular component (GO): plasma membrane; bicellular tight junction
Molecular function (GO): structural molecule activity
Source: RefSeq, a predicted model, not a curated record
UGCAGGUGUGACAGGAAGUGGUGUGAUAGUUGUUGCAUCCGAGAGUCAAAAGGAAACUCAGUCACAGCUCGAAGGCGACUCACGAGGAGCACUCAGGGAGCCUCAGGUGCAUGUUUGCCAGGUAACCCAGGUGACAAAAUCACCUCCGAUAAUAGGCGCGUGGAGGAAAGAGAGUAAACAACAAGGAGAGGUUGGUCGGGAUCUCAGUCUUUGCAUCGUGAUUGUGAAGCAUCCCACAUGACCGCUGUCGAUCACCAGGACUUCCUGUGUGGUUCUUCUCCCUAUGACCUACUUGGCCCACACAGCCCACGCCCAGCUCGCCGCCUUCGGGGUGAGCUGCGUGGGCUGGACUCUCACCGCUGUGGCCCUUGGACUCAUCCCGUGGAGGGUUUGGCUGGUAUCUGACAGUGAAGUCAUCCCCUCCGGCGUGGCCUGGGUGGGCCUGUGGAGGGCCUGCUUCAAUACCCACACCAUGGUCACCCCUGGCUUCAGGGUCAUGCACUGCAAGUACAUCGGUCUCUCCGAGGCCUUCACGCCACCAGAGAUUGGGGCAGGUCAGAUUCUCAUGGUCCUGUCUCUGGUGGUGGGCAUGUUUGGGAAUGCCGGUGGUGUGUACGCCUUGAGGAACAUCAACCUUGACGUUGAGAGAGUCCGCUUAUCGUUCCUCGCCGCUGGAGGUCUGUGUCUGCUGGCUGCUGCGAUGUCUCUCAUUCCUCUGCUGUGGAACCUGAGCUCAGUGGUGACCAAUCAGACCAUCGCGUUCCCACAGGACUUCAAAAUGCCCCAAGCGCCUAAUUCGCAGCAUGUGGGGCCGGGCAUCGGGGUCGGGCUGGUGGGAUCGAUUCUGAUGGUAAUCUCUGGGAUUAUAUUUUGUAAAUACAAGCUACCACGGAAGCCACUCCAGAAAGAAGAGGUGCACCCGGAGGGCCGCGGGGCCAGAGAUAACCUCGCGUUUGAGUCUCUCGAACACUUGUGAGACAUUUGAGAGAUAUUCACGAUUUCACACGAGAGCACAGAAAUCUUAACAAUUGCACAGGAACACUGAACUGUGAUUUAUUUCUGCACCACAAACAAAGAGACAUGAGCCCCAAGUUUUGGUUUGAUGUGGAUGAAACCAACUGAAAUGCGGCCGCCACAGUCCUUGUACGUUUACUUGAAGCUCUUACUUACUUCUAGCUCUUAUUUGUACCCAAAUGUUUAAAUGCACUUAUUGUAAGUCGCUUUGGAUAAAAGCGUCUGCUAAAUGACAUGUAACAUGUAACAUAUCGAUCUCUUUUCUAAGUUGUUAUUAAGCUGCAGAUCAGUUGUAAUACUUUAUGUAUGAUUCAUUGUGUGGUUGUAACGCAUUGGUACGGCUCGUCAUUUAAAUAAUUAAUUAGUUAAUUAGUUCAAAUAUGGUAGAUGUUGUACACGCAUGUGUUUAUGUAAUUGUCAUCAUGUCCAUCUCAGUACAUAAAUAAAGUAAUGUUAAAAAUG